CAUGGGUUAUGUUGGACUUGUGAUCUUAUUUGUGGAAGUUUUAACGAUCAUUUCAGCUGGGUUGCAAGGAACUAAUGAUCAAAUUGGGAAACGUAAUCGAGAAGGAGACUCCUACUUUUCUACAGGUGACGACUCUGACCCACAUACCUGCAGAAAACUUGGAGAAUGCGAGGGCACUUCAGGGAGGUCUCAACAGUGCUGGGGAUAUGAACCAGGGUGUAACUCACCAGAUAAAUGGUACAUUAAACCACAGUGCUAUGACAACCUGUCUGGCAGACAUUUUAGAACGAUUGAGGACAAAAUUUACCAUUUCUGGAAAGAGAGUGAUUUUGGUUUUGUGAAAUCUGUUCAGGACAGUUUACAGUUGGUUUGUAAGCCAAAGGAAUACCAGGCAGAUGGCUCAUCUCUUGUAUGCUCCAAACAGCUGACAUACUGCAAAGCAAAGCAUCUAUUCAUGGAUUUCAGAAGUAUGCCAAAUGGACAAAGCACAUCAAAGUCAGACAAAUUGAAGCCUCAGAAAAUUGGUGGGUUUUGUGAAGUGGAUGCUAGUGCCCUCAGUGAAGAAGGAAAGUACAGAAUGGAGCUCAGUUCUUGGUUAAAUGAAGUAGAGGAUUUUUCGUCCUUGCCCUUCAAACCAAAUCAGGAGGAAUACUGUGAUGUCUUGGUGGAGAAACCUACUUUCUUCAUGAAAUUAGAUGCAGUUGUAAACAUGUACCAUCAUUUCUGCGACUUUUUCAACUUGUACCUCACUCAACAUGUAAAUGGAUCCUUUGACACUGAUGUUAAUAUUGUACUGUGGGAAAAGCAUGCAAGACGAAGUUUGGGGAACUUUGGAGUAACAUGGAAAGUGUUUACAUCACACCCUGUCCUCUAUCUUGGAAAGGAAUAUGAAAACAAGAGGGUGUGUUUUAAAGAAGCCAUCUUUGCCCUUCUGCCAAGAAUGGUGUUUGGACUGUACUACAACACACCUCUGACUCCAGGUUGUUCUAAAAGUGGUCUUUUCAAAGCAUUUUCUGAACAUGUCAUGGGAAGACUUGGCAUCAUCCAGGAGCGGAACUUGCAGAACAGCAGUGAACCAAUUCGUAUAACAUUGCUAUCCAGAGGGACAAAGUUUAGAAAAAUCUUGAAUGAGAAUGAGAUUACUCAUGCUUUGGAUACAUACCCUGGAGUGAAGCUGAAUGUUUCAAAAUAUUCUUGGGAUAUCCCUUUCAUUGAACAACUAAAACGGAGCCACAACACAGAUCUAUUUAUUGGAAUGCACGGUGCUGGUCUUUCUCACGCCCUUUUUCUCCCGGACUGGGCUAAUCUCUUUGAGCUGGGAGUCUCUUAUACCACUUGGGAAAACGAGGACAAAGUUGUUGAGCAUACUGAGGAACUACAUCCGCAAUACAGUGAUCAUCCCAAGUUUAGGAACUACGCGUUUGAUGUGCGUGAAUUUAUGAGGCUAGUGGAACGGACAGUUAAAAAAGUGAGGCAAUCUAUGGAUGAAUACUCUAAGAAGCAUGGUAGCUGACACCAGGAGACUUCAAAAAACGUCAAGAAACAAUGGUUCAUUAGAGACUAAAAGCCCUGAGUCAUGCCAACUUUACGUCACCAGAUCAAAGACCUUCGACGUCAAAGAAAACCGGAAUCCACUAAGAAAAUCAUUUAGGUCACAACUUGUAAAACCUCUCAAAUCCUCGUGCUUUACACUACAGUCUUAAAUUCUGGUCUCGUGUUUCCCGCGGAGCGUCACAGCGAAAUUAACGGUGAUACUCUCAGGAAUACGAAACUAACUGUUCCCAUCGAGACCAAAUUUUAUGCAUAGAGGAGGAAUAGAUCCAAAGAUAGGGGCCAAGUCUUAGUAUGUGGAGAUACCUGCUGAACAACUAUGGCAGCUUUUGGGUCUCUAGUAUUUUUCAAACAGCUGACCUACAGUAACAGCACAACCCGCUUUUUUUACGAAUUUAACCGUGUCUCGGUGGGUAAGAGUUACUGACUGACUUGAUAACCACCAAUCAUGGUCUCGUGCUCGACACUGAAAGCUUUGUCUAAUUCCAACCCCAGUAGGCAAAAAACCGACCUUAAAGCGCAUACAGGGACGUUUUUACUCCUAGUCAAAUAAAGUAUCUCAUGGCUGAA
This is a messenger RNA of Stylophora pistillata, 2121 nucleotides long. RefSeq names its product EGF domain-specific O-linked N-acetylglucosamine transferase. Gene Ontology annotation, molecular function: protein O-acetylglucosaminyltransferase activity. Gene Ontology annotation, cellular component: endoplasmic reticulum lumen. NCBI's taxonomy places the organism in Eukaryota, Metazoa, Cnidaria, Anthozoa, Scleractinia, Pocilloporidae. The record is from RefSeq and is a predicted model, not a curated record.